CGCUGCGCGGCUUGCUUCCUCUUUCGUUUCUUGGGAUUUUUGGUGAUCUAUUGGUCUCGCCGGUCCGCGAUUGGCCCAAAACUUUUGCAGGUACUUGCGUAUUUGCUUGUCGUCUGCUCUGCUUUCUCGUCUCGCUUUCGCUCUCGCCGCUCUCUCCUUAUCGGUCUCGUUUCGGUUCAGGUGAUAUUUGACGACUCGCGCCCGACUCCGCUCGGGCGUCCACGACGCGAUUUACGCUUAUGAUUAUGACCAUCUGUACCAUACUCACGCACGAACGAUGAUACUACCAUUCGCAUUUUUAGGACGUUUGUACUAUACAUCUAUCGCGCACUUGUGUUGUGUCUAUAGUGCUGUACCGCUUACUACUGACCUAGUCGCAUCCCCAGCUCAGGCAAUGCAUCAUCAUAUGCCCAUGCAGUACUGUCUUCUAUGUACUUUGUCAGCAACUAUGACGAUACUUCAUCCUCUUGACGCCUGGAAAGCAGGGGACCUCUCGCUUAGAUACGUGAAGGCUCGGACAUCGGGAUUCGACGACCGCACCGGGCACAUGCUGGUACACAACUCCACCGUGCAUACGGGGUUACGGCGAGUCAAUGCACUAGAAGAACGUAGGUGCCUUGCGUCCGCAAAACAAGCUCGUCCUGUGACCACGGUACGAAACACCACGCUGGUUGCCGCCCAUUUCCGAGCUGACGCACGUAUGCACAUAGGAGGGUACAUACACACUUGUGCUUCGUCGUCCAUGCACUCGGGCACGGCAGAUCCCAGCCUCGGAGUGCUUGCCGCUCGAUCCUAGACCAUUCCCUGCGAACCCCAGAACCGUCAGGUGCGAUCACCCGCAGUGUAGGUUUACACUGGCCCACCUGACGUCGAGAUCCGGCUCGC
This is a messenger RNA of Fomitopsis serialis, 885 nucleotides long. RefSeq lists its product as uncharacterized. NCBI's taxonomy places the organism in Eukaryota, Fungi, Basidiomycota, Agaricomycetes, Polyporales, Fomitopsidaceae. The record is from RefSeq and is a predicted model, not a curated record. The transcript has a single exon. The coding region runs from base 278 to 796 and encodes 172 amino acids.